AUGAUUCAGCCAGGCAUGAUUCAACCAGGCAUGAGUCAGCCAAGCUUGAUUCAGCAAGCCAUGAUUCGGGGAGGCAUGAUUCGGGCAAGCAUGAUUCAACCAGGCACGAUUCGGCAAGGCAUGAUUAAGUCAGGCAUGAUUCAGCCAGGCAUUAUUCAGCCAUGCAUGAUUCAAUUAGGCAUAAAUCAGCCGGGCAUAAUUCAGCCAGGCAUGAUUCAGGCAGGCAUGAUUCAGCAAGGCAUGAUUCAGCCAGGCAUAAUUCAGCCUGGAAUGAUGCACCAAGGCAUUAUUCAGCAAGACAUUAUUCAGGCAGCCAUGAUUCAGCCAGGCAUGAUUCAUCCAGGCAUGAUUCAGCCAGGCAUGAUUCAGCCAGGCAUGAUUCAUCCUGGCGUGAUUCAGCAUUGCGUGAUUCGGGGAGGCAUGAUUCAGCCAGGCAUGAUUCAACCAGGCAUGAUUCAGCCAGGCUUGAUUCAGCAAGCCAUGAUUCGGGGAGGCAUGAUUCGGGCAAGCAUGAUUCAACCAGGCACGAUUCGGCAAGGCAUGAUUCAGUCAGGCAUGAUUCAGCCAGGCAUUAUUCAGCCAUGCAUGAUUCAAUUAGGCAUAAAUCAGCCGGGCAUAAUUCAGCCAGGCAUGAUUCAGGCAGGCAUGAUUCAGCCAGGCAUAAUUCAGCCUGGAAUGAUGCACCAAGGCAUUAUUCAGCAAGACAUUAUUCAGGCAGCCAUGAUUCAGCCAGGCAUGAUUCAUCCAGGCAUGAUUCAGCCAGGCAUGAUUCAUCCUGGCGUGAUUAAGCAUGGCGUGAUUCAGGGUGGCAUGAUUCAGCCAGGCAUGAUUCAACCAGGCAUGAUUCAGCCAGGCUUGAUUCAGCAAGCUUUGAUUCAUCCAGGCAUGAUUCAGCCAGGCAUGAUUCAACCAGGCAUGAUUCAGCCAGGCAUGAUUCAGCCUGGCAUGAUUCAGCCAGGCAUGAUUCAGCCAGGCAUGAUUCAGCCAGGCAUGAUUCAACCAGGCAUGAUUCAGCCAGGCAUGAUUCAGCCUGGCAUGAUUCAGCCAGGCAUGAUUCAGCCAGGCAUGAUUCAGCCUGGCAUGAUUCAGCCAGGCAUGAUUCAGCCUGGCAUGAUUCAGCCAGGCAUGAUUCAGCCAGGCAUGAUUCAGCCAGGCAUGAUUCAACCAGGCAUGAUUCAGCCAGGCAUGAUUCAGCCUGGCAUGAUUCAGCCAGGCAUGAUUCAGCCAGGCAUGAUUCAGCCUGGCAUGAUUCAGCCUGGCAUGAUUCAGCCAGGCAUGAUUCAGCCAGGCAUGAUUCAGCCAUGGAGGCAUGAUUCAGCGAGUGGGUGGACUUGA
Messenger RNA from Closterium sp. Yama58-4, 1335 nucleotides. Lineage: Eukaryota; Viridiplantae; Streptophyta; Zygnematophyceae; Desmidiales; Closteriaceae. The record is from the annotation of a GenBank genome assembly.